Messenger RNA from Ogataea haglerorum, 1500 nucleotides. RefSeq lists its product as uncharacterized. Bases 1 to 1500 code for a protein of 499 amino acids. Gene Ontology annotation, molecular function: metalloexopeptidase activity. Gene Ontology annotation, biological process: proteolysis. NCBI's taxonomy places the organism in Eukaryota, Fungi, Ascomycota, Pichiomycetes, Pichiales, Pichiaceae. The transcript has a single exon. The record is from RefSeq and is a predicted model, not a curated record.
AUGAGAUUGUCCGCGUUAGCUUUAGUCUGGAUUUCGGCCUCUGUGGCAUCUGCCGUGCCGCUUGGCGGAACGGAGCAGAAAGUUCUCAACUUGGACCUUCACCAGGAAGACUUUUUGCCAGAGGUUGACUCUGAAACACUGCAAGGGCUCAUUACCGAAGACGCCUUGAGAAGCAGAGCCGAGGAUCUUUUUAAGAUUGCCGAGCAUUCUGUGGCUCAAUUUGGACAUCCAACCAGAGUCAUUGGCUCCAAGGGCCACUGGAAAACAAUUGACUACAUCAAGAAGGAGAUUCACAAACUCGGUGGGUACUACAAUGUCUCUGUUCAGAAGUUUCCUGCUUAUAUGAGUGAGAUUUACAGCAUGGGGGCAUUUAUCAACGGCACUAAGCCAGACUCGCUCACCGAGAUGGAUAUGAGUCCACCGACUCCGAACAAAGAUUACGUGAGCGGGCCCUUAGUGCUUGUUUCCAACAACGGAUGCGACCUUUCGGACUUUCCAGACAACACCGAGGGUUCUAUCGUUCUAGUUCAAAGAGGUGUUUGUCCAUUUGGCCAGAAAUCCCAGAACGCCGGCAAUCUUGGUGCCAAGGCCGCUAUCAUUUACAACAACGAGGAGGGUAGUAUCAGGGGAACUCUAGGCGUUCCUCCUAUAGGAGCUGUUGUUGCUCCUACUGUUGGUAUUUCCAAGCUAGAAGGAGAAAAGUAUGCCUCUCUUUUACGCAACACGUCUUUGAACGCUUCCGUUAUGGUUGACUCAUUUGUUGGAGAAAUCCAUACCUUGAACGUCAUUGCAGAGACUUUUGAGGGUGACCCGGACAAUAUUGUUAUGCUUGGUGCUCAUUCUGACAGCGUUGCUGCUGGCCCAGGAAUUAACGACGACGGCUCUGGUACAAUUUCGUUGCUGGAAGUCGCCAAGCAGUUAUCCAAAUUCAAGGUUAACAACAAGGUCAGAUUUGCAUGGUGGGCUGCGGAAGAGGAAGGUCUCCUAGGCUCCAAUCACUAUGCAGCGACACUUUCUCCGGACGAAAAUUUCAAAAUUAGACUUUUUAUGGAUUACGACAUGAUGGCAUCCCCAAAUUACGAGUACGAGGUUUAUAACGCUUCCAACGCUGUUAAUCCAGUUGGGUCUGAGGAGCUGAAGAACCUAUACAUCGACUAUUACGAAUCAAAGGGAUUAGAUUAUGUUCUCAUCCCAUUCGACGGCAGAUCGGACUAUGUUGGGUUCAUAGAGAAUGGGAUCCCAGGUGGGGGAAUUGCUGCAGGUGCGGAGAAGAAGAACGCGUUCAAUGGUGAGGUUCUGGACCCUUGCUACCACAGCCUGUGUGACAACCUCAGUAACCUUGCCUACGACGCCUUUGUCAUCAACACCAAGCUUAUUGCGCACUCUGUUGCCACCUAUGCUAAGUCUCUGGAGGGCUUCCCUGCUAGGCAGAAGACGGUGGAUGCUUUUGGCCAAGCUGGUUCCAUUUUCCAGUACCGCGGCUCUCACCUAAUUGUUUGA